Phacochoerus africanus (Common warthog) is the source of this 1436-nucleotide messenger RNA. Its product is annotated as NACHT and WD repeat domain-containing protein 2-like. The record is from RefSeq and is a predicted model, not a curated record. The transcript is spliced from 4 exons. NCBI's taxonomy places the organism in Eukaryota, Metazoa, Chordata, Mammalia, Artiodactyla, Suidae. The coding region runs from base 877 to 1299 and encodes 140 amino acids.
GGAGAGCUAGAGGAGAGGCAGGACGCUGCCACCUGCACCAAGAAAAACGGUGAUGGUGACACUCCCUCCUGGACGCCUGAGGAGGUCCCAGGUUUUUGGUGCGUCGGACCAUAGGGGUCCGGGCUCCGCGGUACGUCUAACUUUGAGGCGAAAUUCCCAGCACUUAAGCAAAAACGCACAGAGGCCGGCACGCGUGCAUUUUAGAAAAUGCUCAGAGCUUGUUUGACCUUUAGUAGAGUUGAAGGAGGAGUAGCAGAAAUCUCAGGCUAAUUUCUUUCUUGUCCUCCGCCGAGGAGGCAGCAAGGAGCGCCCCAGCUCGACCUUAGAGAAGCCCGAGAGACCCCUUAUCAGCCUGAGACCCCCGCGCCCCAGCAGCCUUUAAAUCGCGGGAUAUUCUACGCCCAGCGGGAGGCAGCUGGAGGUAAACUCCGGUCGCCUGGCGUAGAUAAAGUUUGGUCCGCUCCACUUGCCUGCUCCCUCCCGGCCGCGUUGACAGCUCCCUCCUCCAGCGGCGGGCGCGGGCGGGGAGAUGGCCGCGGAUUCGGCGACCCGCAUGGGCGCUUCCCGGCGCAAAGGGGCGCCACGCGCGUAGCUCCACCACGCUGACCUCCCGCACAUUCCCGCUGCUGCGCUGAACCCGGGCAGCAAGCGAAGGCGGGCGCGCAGAGGGGCAGGAGGCGGCAGCGACAGGGGCCCGCGGGUCCGUAUGGCCGCUGUCCGCCCGCCAGGAGUGUGCGCCACGGAGCUCGCCUGCGGCUACUCCGGCUUGAAGCGGCUCUGAGCCGCGCUGCCUGGGGAGAUCGACCUAGCCGUACGGCGGAGCCGCGGGCAAGAACCCGAGGAUCAGGAGGCGCCGGCUUUUCCUCCCUGAGGGCGAUGUGGCCGGCCGGUGCGGGCACCAAGCUGCCCUGUCCCCGGGACUCUGCGCUCCGGCGGGCGGCUUUCUCCGGGAACCUCACCGCCCUGCCUUCUCACCUUAUGCCCGCGGGCCGCAGCGUCCGGGUCUUCAUCAGCGCCAACCCUGAAGACACGGGAGCAGAAAGACAGGCACUAAGAGAAAAUGUGUAUCCUAAACUGAGAGAAUUCUGCAGAGAAAACUAUGGAUUAGAAUUUCAGGUCAUAGAUCUGUACUGGGGAAUUGCCGAAGAGGAAUGGGACAGCCCUGAGCUCCACAAGACCCGCAUGAAGCUGCUGGAGGACUGUUUGAAAACUUCUGCAGGAAUGCUAAGAAGGUGGUCACUAUGGCAGAUGAUGUGCAAAAUCACUGCCGUAAUUUACGAAGAACGAACCUUAUCUUGAAUCCGAACAGCUCCUCCCAAUUGUGAAGAACAUUGCCCCUUUCGACACAGGAUGUUCUGAGGCUGAUGGCUAGUGUUCACAUUACUAGGGAAGAAAAUGUCAUACUAUACAAUUAAAAGCUAGGAUGGGUGUAUCAA